GGAAGGAGAGUGGAGUCCAGGGGAGAGCAGCAGCCGUGAAAUGCCUCGACGGGAGCCUGCCAGCUACUCUUGUGGCCACCUAAAGGUGGUGAGCUCCACCUGAGGAUGGCAGGAGAUUCUCAAGUCCACAUGGACCACGACAUGGAGAUAGGAGUCACACCCACAGCGGUGAAAAAGCUUCCCAAACACAUGCGGGAGGCCCAGAUCUCCACUGAGCGCACCCACCUCAUCGCCGACCCCAUCAAGAAGCCCCGACAACGCUACGUCCAGAAGGACGGCAAAUGCAACGUUCACCACGGCAAUGUGCAGGAAACCUACCGUUACCUUAGCGACCUGUUUACCACCCUGGUGGACCUGCGCUGGCGCUUCAGCCUCUUCAUCUUCACUUUGGUGUACGUGGUCAACUGGCUGUUCUUCGGCCUGCUGUGGUACAUCAUCGCCCUGAUCCGAGGGGAUCUGUGGCACAGCGACGAGGAGGGCUGGACCCCCUGCGUAGAGAACCUCAACAGCUUCGUCUCUGCCUUCCUCUUCUCCAUCGAGACGGAGACCACCAUCGGCUACGGCUACCGCGUCAUCACAGAGAAGUGCCCUGAGGGCAUCAUCCUGCUGUUGAUCCAGGCCAUCCUGGGCUCCAUCGUCAACGCCAUGAUGGUGGGCUGCAUGUUCGUGAAGAUCUCCCAGCCAAAGAACCGUGCCGAGACGCUCAUGUUCUCCCACAAGGCGGUGAUCUCUGUGCGGGACAACAAGCUGUGUCUGAUGUUCAGAGUCGGGGACCUGCGCAACUCCCACAUCGUGGAGGCCUCGAUCCGGGCCAAGCUGAUCCGCUCACAGCAGACCAAGGAGGGGGAGUUCAUCCCUCUCAACCAGACGGACAUCAACAUCGGUUUUGACACGGGAGACGACCGGCUCUUCCUGGUGUCCCCACUCAUAAUCUCCCACGAGAUCAACGAGAAGAGCCCCUUUUGGGAGCUGUCCCAGGCCCAAAUGGACAAGGAGGAGUUUGAGAUCGUGGUCAUCCUGGAGGGCAUGGUUGAAGCUACAGGGAUGACCUGCCAGGCCCGGAGCUCUUAUCUGGACAAAGAGGUGUUGUGGGGCUGGCGUUUCACCCCAGUCCUGUCUCUGGAGAAGGGCUUCUACGAGGUGGACUACAACAGCUUCCACGACAUCUACGAGACCAACACGCCGUCAUGCAGUGCUAAAGAGCUAGCCGCUACACUACGAGAGGGCCAGCUGCUCCCCACGCUCUCUUCGCUGACGCCCGAGCCCACCAAACCCUACACCCUGGAACCUCUGUCCACCCACAACCCACUCACCAAAGAGGUGGACAAGGGGGAGGAAGGGGAGAGGGGAGAGAUCAACGGCUCGGCUGCAGCUCUGGAAGACCAGCCCGGACUGGACUGA
This is a messenger RNA of Salvelinus namaycush (lake trout), 1401 nucleotides long. RefSeq names its product G protein-activated inward rectifier potassium channel 4-like. The transcript has 4 exons. Gene Ontology annotation, biological process: potassium ion import across plasma membrane; regulation of monoatomic ion transmembrane transport. The record is from RefSeq and is a predicted model, not a curated record. Gene Ontology annotation, molecular function: G-protein activated inward rectifier potassium channel activity. Bases 106 to 1401 code for a protein of 431 amino acids. Lineage: Eukaryota; Metazoa; Chordata; Actinopteri; Salmoniformes; Salmonidae. Gene Ontology annotation, cellular component: plasma membrane.